Molecule: messenger RNA, 1114 nt
Organism: Caenorhabditis elegans
Lineage: Eukaryota; Metazoa; Nematoda; Chromadorea; Rhabditida; Rhabditidae
Gene: uev-3
Product: Ubiquitin-conjugating enzyme E2 variant 3
Exons: 7
Coding region: 11-1081 (356 amino acids)
Cellular component (GO): nucleus; cilium; axon
Source: RefSeq, marked reviewed
AAGAAUACAAAUGUCCGAUCAACCUGGAACAAGUAGACCGCCUCUUCGAGCAGAACCAACGCCCACAAAAACUGCAACACGUCGACGUGCCCGUCCAAUUGCAAUACCAUCAGAUGAAACUCCACGGAAUGAGGUUACAUUCCUAAGACCAUCAGAAGUUCCACAAAGAAAACCACUUCCAGAAUAUCGAGAACCACAACCACGAAAAACAGUUCCAAAGAAUGUUCCACUUGAAGAUCUUCAUAAUUAUCAUCGGGAGGAGUGUCUAAACGUUAGCAUUCCACAUUUUAUAAAUACAGAAGAUCUUAUCAAAGAAUCUCAACGUGUCAAUGGUCUCAUUUCAUUUCGAAGCACAAAUUUUGUGGAUCCUUCUGUUAUUUUGAAGGAAAUAAAGAAAAAAGAAGAGGAAACUGUAACAUUAAUGGACAACGACAAAAAUUCUAUAAUAGACAUAGUUGGAGAUGGAAUAAACUACGAAAAAUUGAAGAAAGUCGAGAAAUCCCUCUGCCAGAUUGAUAUUAUCACCGAAUUUAUGAAUAGAAGUCGACAUUUACAAGGAAAAAAAGUCAACGGAUGCAUAAUGAGAAUCGACGAAACGAAACAAUUAUUAUUUCAUGUAAUAAUUGAUGGACCUGUUGGAAGUAUCUAUGAAGGUGGAACAUUUUUUGCCGAUAUUAACAUCCAACCAUAUCAAAAUCAUUCAUUGAUUCCAAGAGUUUGUUUUCACACAUUUAUAUUUCAUCCGAAUCUUGGGAAAUAUGGAAACUGGGACAUGCGUGGAAUUCAAUGGGAACGACGAUCCAAUUUGGAAGUUUUAUAUAAUUUUAUUGUGGAAGGAAUGCGAAAUGUGAAAUAUGAUAUUGAACGUAGAAAUCUUGCUCAAUUGGAAGAUAUGUCACAACCGAAUAUCUCGCGGCUUGCUAAAGAGGAUUGGCCGAAAUUCGAGCGUACAGCCCGGGAAUUUGUAAUGAAAAUGGCCGGAGGAACUAUAAACGGACGCAAGACAAUUUUUGCUGAAACAAAAAAAAGGAGAAGACAAGAUUUUCUUGAUGAAGACAUUGAUGUCAUUGGAAUUUCAUAGUUUUCUGUUUUUUUUAAAUAAACAAAAAAUGUU